Besnoitia besnoiti is the source of this 885-nucleotide messenger RNA. RefSeq lists its product as uncharacterized. The record is from RefSeq and is a predicted model, not a curated record. Bases 1 to 885 code for a protein of 294 amino acids. Lineage: Eukaryota; Apicomplexa; Conoidasida; Eucoccidiorida; Sarcocystidae. The transcript is spliced from 6 exons.
AUGAUCACCGGCGAGUUCUGGGAUACGUGGCCACCGCAUUUCCAUCCAGGACCAGAGGAGAAUCCUGACACUGGAGAGUGCCUGCCCACGUGUCUCGCGGAUAGCAGCACCUUCAGCCCCGCCGGCAAGUUGACCUGCGAGAGUCGACCCCACUGCAGUCUGGAGGAUGCGUCUCUCUGCGACAAUCCACUAGAGACUUUAGACUUGAAGAAGCCCGCUCAACAACCCGAGAGUACCCUAUGCGUUGACCAGGAAGAACUAGAUGUUCCGCUUCCCCCCCUGGAGCUUCUGCAUCCGAGUCAAGUACUUACUACUGCGCUAGCGGACGUCCGAAAUGCGCGCAGGCUCCACAGAAUCGAGAACACACCACUGAACUUGUUACUGUCGAGUGACGAGAUCGACGACCUGAAAGAAUCCUUCGUGAAGUCGACCACGGGCAGUUUCUUCCUUAGUAAGGAUGGUCUGGCGUGCUUACUCGAGAAAUACCAGAAGAAGGUGUCUGACGCGGAACUGACAUUGCUUUUUGACCAGUUUACGACAUUCAGACCUCAACGGCCCCGUCGCUCUGUCCACGCAGCGGAGGGAGUCGCGUCUAGCACAACAGAGAGCCGACCCGCCACAAUCCAUGCACCGAGGGGCGACAAAGAACCAGCGCCAGCGCAGAACAAGGAUGCGGGUAUCAGUCUCGACGACGACGGGCAAGACAACCACCAGGACGUCGAGGACAAAGGGUUUCCGCUCGAAAAUGAAGGCCUCGACUUCACACGCUUUGCACGCCUGAUGGUACUCGUGUCGCAGGCGGAGCGGCAGCAAGCAGAGUUCGAUGCGGCAACUUUGCCGCCGCCCACCAGCGCUGAUCACCACGCGACCAGCCAGCAGAACUGA